UGUUUGGGUACAGGGCAGAGAGACGCGAAAAUGGGCUGCAGGUUAAGCCCAUCAGAUGGCCUACAGCGAUUGGUGAGUGGGAAAUGUUAGUGAAUAGGGAUUGGAGCAAAAUGCAAAUCAUUGCACCGUCCCGACAGAGGACGGGGGAUCAUUCCGUGGACCAGGUGGAUAUGAACUAGCCCACACAUUCAGCUUGAGAAACGUCCUCAUCUACCACUCAGUUUACUCGUGUGUGACACGUUUUUUUAUUUUAUUUUAUUGUGUAUUUAGCCUUCUGCUGGACUUGUUAUUUUAACGUAAAAAAUGCCUGGCAACGGGACCUUCUUGGUGCUGGAAAACUACUUCGGGGGUAAAUUUGUGCCCUGCUCUGCUCACAUCGAUUCGUACGACCCGUCCACCGGAGAGGUUUACUGCAAAGUUCCGAACAGCGGAGGUGAGGAGGUGGAUGCUGCGGUGAAGGCAGCCAAAGAGGCCUUCCCUGAUUGGUCCGCCAGGAGUCCGGCUGAAAGGGCCCAUGUGAUGAACAAGCUGGCCGAUCUGAUGGAGGCCCGCCUGGAGGAGUUCGCCCAGGCCGAGUCCAAAGACCAGGGGAAGACGAUAACGUUCGCCAGCACGGUGGACAUCCCCCGGUCGGUGCACAACUUCCGCUUCUUCGCCUCAUCUGUGCUUCAUCACACAACCGACUGCAGUCAGAUGGACCACAUGGGCUGCCUCAACUACACCAUCCGCAGCCCAGUGGGAGUGGCGGGUCUCAUCAGUCCCUGGAAUCUGCCCUUGUACCUGCUCACCUGGAAGAUCGCUCCAGCCAUCGCCGCGGGCAACACUGUGGUGGCCAAGCCCAGCGAGAUGACCUCCGUCACCGCCUGGAUGAUGUGCAAACUAAUGAACGAGGCUGGCGUGCCCCCUGGUGUGGUAAACGUGGUGUUCGGCACAGGCCCAGGCGCGGGCGACGCUCUGGUCGGCCACCCUGACGUGCCGCUGGUGUCGUUCACGGGGAGCACGGUGACGGCGCGCGUCAUCACCGAGCGUAGCGCCCCCUACUGCAAGAGGCUGUCGCUGGAGCUCGGGGGGAAGAACCCCGCCAUCGUGUUCGCCGACGCCGACAUGGAGCAGUGCGUCUCCACCACCGUGCGCUCCAGCUUCUCCAACCAGGGAGAGAUCUGUCUGUGUACCAGCAGGAUAUUUGUGGAGAGAAGUGUCUUCCCAGAAUUCCUGGAGAAGUUUGUGGCAGCUGCUCGGAAGUGGAAGACUGGUGUUCCCUCGGAUGUCUCCAACAACAACGGGGCACUGAUUAGCAAGGAACACCUGGAGAAGGUGCGAGGCUUUGUGACGUUGGCCCGUAGUGAGGGCGCCCAGGUGCAUUGUGGGGAGGGCGUUGACCAGCUGCUUCUCCCAGAGCGUAACCAGAGCGGCUACUUCAUGGCCCCCACCGUCAUCAGCGGGGUCGCCGACUCCUCGCGCGUCAUGCAGGAGGAGAUCUUUGGGCCCGUCACUUGUGUGACGCCCUUUGACCUGGAAGAGGAAGUGAUCUUGCGGGCCAACGACGUGCGCUUCGGCCUGGCGGCCACGGUGUGGUCCCGGGACGUGGGGCGCGUGCACCGCGUUGCCCGGCGACUGCAGGCGGGCCUGGUGUGGACCAACUGUUGGCUGGUGCGGGACCUGAACCUUCCAUUCGGAGGGAUGAAGCAUUCCGGAGUGGGCCGAGAGGGUGGGAAGGACUCCUACCACUUCUUUACCGAGGUCAAGACCGUCACCAUUAAACAAUGAGCUCAACACACACUAAAACACACACACACACACACACACCACACACACACACACACACACACCACACACACACACACACACACACACACACACACACACACACACACACUUCUUUACCGAGGUCAAGACCGUCACCAUUAAACAAUGAGCUCAACACACACUAAAACACACACACACACACACACACACACACUUCUUUACCGAGGUCAAGACCGUCACCAUUAAACAAUAAGCUCAGCACACACUAAAACACACACACACACACCACACACACACACACACACAGUCAACACCCGAGGGAAGGGAAGGCCAUGAUUAAGUGGCAUGUGGCUUAAGUAACCUUCUGCUCAGAGACAAGCUUACAGGUAUGAGGUAAUACUCACAAACUGUGUCAAUGUACUUAGUUUAGCAGGUACUAUUUACCUUAGUAGAUAUAAUUUUAGUAUAGUUUAAAUAUUUUGUAGGGAUUAUAGAGAUUUUUAGUGUAGUUUGGACUAAUAAUACUAUCUUUUGCUAGUGUCAAAUGAGCCAUUAUUAUGAAAAUAUAUUAGCAGUGUAGUUAACACCAGAGCCUCUAAUUCUGUGUGUGUAUGUGUGUGUGUUUUGCUCGAUGGUGUUUUAAGCCCCCGUGUUGCGACCGUCGACCUCAAGGCACCUAACCCUAACCUUAACCCGUGUCUAACCCUAGUGCCUUCCAUGCAGCGCUGCCUGAAAUAUGACUUUGGGGGCAUAAAACACCAAGUAACAUGAUGCUGUAUCACCUCAAGCAAAGGACAGAACACUUGAGCUUGCAGUUUACUGUGUAGGCCUACAUUAGCAAUGCAGUUUACUGUGUACGUUAGCGAUGCAGUUUACUGUGUACAUUAGUGAUAUGCAGCAAACAACUGAAGCUUAUGACUUUUCUGGGGCCACACAAACCGUUCACUUCAUGCCCAUGUGCCUUUCCUAGUCAGUGCCUGACCUGGACGUGAUGAUAUCUGAAAAUUGCUGUCAAUCCUGUUUUGAGAUGACAUUGGCGCUUAUAUAACUGACUUUCUCUUAAUUCGUUGUUAAUGCCAUUUAUUAGUGAUUUACAAAGUGUCUUAGAGUGUCUUCCCUUUAUGAAAUGUAAGUUUUUUGUGUCCAGAAUAAACGUCAUUCUCACAUCAUCAA
Alosa sapidissima (American shad) is the source of this 2919-nucleotide messenger RNA. RefSeq names its product aldehyde dehydrogenase 8 family, member A1 (gene aldh8a1). Gene Ontology annotation, molecular function: retinal dehydrogenase (NAD+) activity. Gene Ontology annotation, biological process: retinoic acid metabolic process. The transcript is spliced from 7 exons. The record is from RefSeq and is a predicted model, not a curated record. The coding region runs from base 304 to 1767 and encodes 487 amino acids. NCBI's taxonomy places the organism in Eukaryota, Metazoa, Chordata, Actinopteri, Clupeiformes, Clupeidae.